Rodentolepis nana is the source of this 876-nucleotide messenger RNA. The record is from the annotation of a GenBank genome assembly. Lineage: Eukaryota; Metazoa; Platyhelminthes; Cestoda; Cyclophyllidea; Hymenolepididae.
AUGCAAUCUCUUUAUUUUCGACCAACAGUUCCUAUUAUUCCGUUCCAGCUACCCGGUGUACUACCCCCUCAUGUUGAUUUAACUCAAGAGGAGGAUUUGGAUUCUGUUUCCUUACAAUUUCAACAAAAAAGGUUUUAUGUGGAUGUUAAGAAAAAUCGACGUGGUCGUUUCAUGAAGAUAGCUGAGGUUGGUAUCGAUGGUAGAAAAUCAAGAAUUCUUCUUACAAUGACCGCUGCUGAUGAGUUGAAGGAACAAAUACUUGAUCUUGCAAAUGCCUAUGAUGAAAUCACUGUUAAAGAAUCUGAGCAAACACAACAAACACCAGAUUCUGCUAACACCGAUGGUGUUGUCAAAUCCCAUACCCUUAAUUAUCCUCAUCGAAGGUACUAUUUGGAUCUUAAGAAAAACAAUCGAGGAUAUUUCCUUCGAAUAACUAUGAUUUCCUCAAACGCUCGAAUCAAAUUAGCCAUUCCAGCCGAAGGUAUGAGAAAAUUGUACAGUUCAAUAUGCAGCAUGCUCAAAACUUGGUGGGUUCCUGUUCCAGAGCAGACUAGCACAGAAGUUAGCCUUCCUCCAUCUAAAGCCUUCCGAAUCGACAAUCGUACACUCUACUUUGACCCCGUUGCUAAUAAACAUGGCGUAUUCUUGCGUAUUUCCCAAGUAUGGGCUUCUAGCCGUUCCGCGAUAACAAUUCCCGCUCAAUCCAUGAAUAAAUUCAGGGAAAUUAUUAAUGAAUUUGCUGAUCGCAUAUCUGCAUCUACAAUUGACGACAAGGAGAAUCAGCCUGAGGGGGAGGAAAUUCCUGUCAGUGUUGCCGAAACAGAACCCUUGGAAUCCCAGGAUAAUGACUCAAGUCACCAGGGAACCUCGAUCUGA